GAAAUGAAAUUACGAUUUAAUUCAUUCGAUAUAGUAUGUGGCGUAACCGAACUCCAGAGUUUGGUUGGCCUCCGGGUCAACCAAAUCUACGACAUCGAUAACAAAACGUUUCUGAUUCGUUUUCAAGGUGGUGGAGAAACUAAAAAAGUGUUACUGCUGGAAUCUGGCAUACGUUUCCAUACAACGUCAUUCGAAUGGCCAAAGAAUAUGGCACCAUCAGGAUUCAGUAUGAAAUUGCGAAAACAUUUGAAGAACAAACGUUUGGAACAAUUUUCGCAGGUGGGCACUGAUCGUAUUGUGGAUAUGGUAUUCGGAACCGGGGAAGCCUCAUACCACAUUAUAUUGGAACUCUACGAUCGGGGCAAUAUUAUAUUGACUGAUCAUGAAAUGAAAAUUUUGUACAUUUUGCGUUCUCAUCAAGAAGGGGAAGAACGUUUUGCCAUUCGAGAAAUAUAUCCUAUUGGUCGAGUGAAGAAAGAAAAUUCCUUGCCAAGCGAUGGGGAAUUAAAGGAAAUGGUAUCAUCCUCAGCUCCGUGUCACAACUUAAAGAAUAUGGUUAUGUCCGUAAUAGAAUGUGGCCCGGCCUUAGCAGAACACAUUUUAAAAAAACAUCAAUUGGAUAAUUUGUCCAUUGGAAGCGUGGAUGAUAAGGGCGAAGAAGCUGGAGAGCAGCAGAAGAAGUCGAAGAAAAAUAAAAACAAACGUGAGGCUGCAAAACAAGCUGAUAGCAAACCAUUCGACAUUGAAGCUGAUUUACCAAGACUUAUGGAUGCAUUGAAGGAUGGCUACGAAAUAAUGAAAAAUGCCCGACAAAACGUCAGUAAGGGCUACAUAGUACAGCGAAAAGUGGAGAAGCCAACAACCGAAGAGGGAGCUGAAGUGGAACAUUUCUAUCAAAAUAUAGAAUAUCACCCUCUGCCAUUGUGUCAGUACGAAGGCGAACCAAUGGCCACUUUCGAUACAUUUAUGUUGGCCGUAGACGAGUUUUACUCUACUCUCGAAGGACAGAAAAUCGAUAUAAAAACUUUGCAACAAGAGAAGGAGGCUUUGAAAAAAUUAUCCAAUGUUAAAUUGGACCACGCCAAGCGUCUGGAAAAUUUGACGAAAGCCCAAGAGGUUGACAAGCAGAAAGCCGAACUAAUUACUGCCAAUCAGGUUCUUGUUGAUAAUGCUAUAUUGGCCAUACGUUCAGCUAUUGCCAAUCAAAUGUCUUGGCCUGAUAUUCAUGAGUUAGUCAAAGCUGCCCAAGCAAGUGACCCAACUGCGGCAUCAAUCAAACAACUGAAACUUGAAAUCAAUCACAUAACAUUAAAGUUAAGUGAUCCCUAUGGAAGUGCUGAGGAUGACGAAGAGAAUUCAAUGCCCACCUUGCUAGUGGAUGUCGAUUUAGCUUUAUCUGCUUGGGCGAAUGCACGCAAAUACUACGAUCUGAAGAGAACGGCAGCAGAGAAGGAGAAGAAAACCAUUGAUGCGUCACAAAAAGCCUUGAAGUCAGCCGAAAGGAAAACCCAACAAACACUCAAAGAUGUUCGAACCAUUUCGACAAUAUCGAAAGCCCGCAAGGUAUAUUGGUUUGAGAAAUUCUACUGGUUUAUAAGUUCAGAGAAUUAUUUGGUUAUUGGCGGAAGAGAUGCCCAGCAAAACGAACUUAUUGUCAAGAGAUAUAUGCGUCCCACAGAUAUUUAUGUACACGCUGAAAUUCAAGGUGCGUCAAGUGUUGUUGUUCGAAAUCCAAACGGUGGCGAUGUUCCCCCCAAAACUCUUAUUGAAGCUGGCACCAUGGCUAUUUCAUAUAGCGUUGCUUGGGAUGCAAAGGUGGUGACAAAUGCUUACUGGGUACGUAGUGAUCAAGUAAGCAAGACUGCGCCAACAGGUGAAUACCUGGGAACUGGUAGUUUUAUGAUUCGUGGCAAGAAGAAUUUCUUGCCUUCUUGCCAUCUCAUCAUGGGACUUACUUUGCUGUUCAAAUUGGAGGAUAGUUUCAUUGAAAAGCAUCGCGGCGAACGAAAAGUGCGUACUUUCGAGGAAGAGCGGGAACAUGGAGAACAUCACAUAACCACAGAAAAUGAAAAACUUGAGGAUGUGGAGGAGGUAGAAGUCGAACUUGAGGAGGAAGAUGAAAGCUCACAUUCAGAAUUUCCAGAUAUUCAAGUCAAGGUAGAGCAUGAUACUGGCCGUAUAACAAUAAACAAUGAAGAAAAAACAAAUGUAAACGAGGAGAAAAAUCGGAAAGAACAAGCAACUUCCAAGGAGCAGAAGGACGAGGAGGAAGAGGCGACAAUUAUUGCAGCUGUCCCAUCUCGUAAAAAGCAGCAAAUGAAUGCCAAGAAACGCAAAGAAGAAAAGGAACGUAAAACACAACAACAACAGAUACAAACGCAGUCUUCCGAAACUGCGGAUAAUCGCAAUAAUCAGGCUAAACGUGGCCAAAAGGGAAAACUUAAGAAAAUUAAAUCAAAAUACAAGGAUCAGGACGAAGAGGAACGUCAACUCCGUAUGGAGAUUCUUAAAUCGGCUGGCAAGAAAACUAAUGCCCCUUCAUCUGAUCCAAAAUUAGAAGAAUGUGCUCUAGCUUUAAAAAAUGCAAAACCCAAACAACAAAACUUUGAGCCGAAACCAACGCAAGAAAAUAACGACGAUGAUGAUGGCGAUGAUAAAAAUACUGGCGCUGAUGUGGAUAUGAUUGAUUCGUUAACGGGCCAACCCUAUGAGGAUGACGAAUUACUGUUUGUAAUACCGAUGAUUGCACCCUAUCAAUCUAUACAAAAUUAUAAAUAUAAAGUAAAACUUACACCGGGUACGGGUAAACGUGGCCGGGCGGCUAAAACUGCCCUUACCAUGUUUGGAAAGGAUAAAAUGUGCACCAAUCGCGAAAAGGAUUUACUUAAGAGCAUAAAAGAAGAGGCCUUAGCUCGCAAUAUACCAGGCAAAGUUAAAUUAUCUGCACCACAACUACAAAAGUUCAAGAAAUGAAAUGAAAUUUCAAUUGUUAUGAAUGUAAAUAAAA
Messenger RNA from Musca vetustissima, 3007 nucleotides. It is a transcript of the gene Clbn, whose product is annotated as ribosome quality control complex subunit NEMF homolog. The record is from RefSeq and is a predicted model, not a curated record. Gene Ontology annotation, biological process: rescue of stalled cytosolic ribosome; ribosome-associated ubiquitin-dependent protein catabolic process. The transcript has a single exon. NCBI's taxonomy places the organism in Eukaryota, Metazoa, Arthropoda, Insecta, Diptera, Muscidae. Gene Ontology annotation, molecular function: ribosomal large subunit binding; tRNA binding. Gene Ontology annotation, cellular component: RQC complex. Bases 4 to 2973 code for a protein of 989 amino acids.